This is a messenger RNA of Closterium sp. NIES-65, 516 nucleotides long. The record is from the annotation of a GenBank genome assembly. NCBI's taxonomy places the organism in Eukaryota, Viridiplantae, Streptophyta, Zygnematophyceae, Desmidiales, Closteriaceae.
AUGCACGUUGCUGGCCGAAUCCUCAACCCCGCCAACCAAGAGGAGGAUAUCUUUGGCAGCGAUGCCGAAUGCACCUGGGUUUUCAAGGCGUUAAUCAACCAGCACGUGGAGUUCCUCAUCGGCCACGACGGGAAGGGGAGGGAUGAGGGUCCAGAUUACUUGCUUGCCUUGGGUGACGGGCUGAGGGCUUUCUUGGACAUGAAAGGCAGUUUUGGGAUGCCGGAGGCGCUUGCACGGAGGGAGAAGGUGAAGGCGGGUAAGUACAGCAUGGUGAAGUGGAGUGCUGGUCAUAAGAAAUCUACUUCACCCAAGGCUGGGAAAGAUACUCGCAGCUCCGGCUCCAAUAACACCAACAAACCGAAGCAGACUGCUGCUGCUACUACUAAGAAGAAGAUCACUCACCCUAAGAGGACUGUCGCUGAUGAUGAGCAAGCCGCGUUUAAGACUGUCGGUCGCUCCUUUGCUAAGACCUCUGGACGCAACGCCUCCGCCCAUACUGGGAAAGCAACUGCAUAA